AAAGAAGAUUUCACAACAAAUAUCCAAAAGAAAAAAGACUUUACAACACCACUUUCUCAAUCCUUUGAAAAUGAAUCCAACAGUCUCUGAAAGUCUUUACAACGGUCCUGUUCUUAAUACCACCGAACAACCUGACCCUGUUAAUCAAUGCUCUAUCAUGUGA
Dentiscutata erythropus is the source of this 163-nucleotide messenger RNA. NCBI's taxonomy places the organism in Eukaryota, Fungi, Glomeromycota, Glomeromycetes, Diversisporales, Gigasporaceae. The record is from the annotation of a GenBank genome assembly.